Aspergillus versicolor CBS 583.65 is the source of this 553-nucleotide messenger RNA. RefSeq lists its product as uncharacterized. The transcript is spliced from 4 exons. Lineage: Eukaryota; Fungi; Ascomycota; Eurotiomycetes; Eurotiales; Aspergillaceae. The coding region runs from base 155 to 406 and encodes 83 amino acids. The record is from RefSeq and is a predicted model, not a curated record.
AAUAUUUUAAUUAUACAGAGAGUGAAUGGUUGUGUAUGGUGUAUAGUUGUCUGCCUGUUUAUCACCUGAUGACGUCAUGCAUACCCCGCCCUCCGUCAACUUCUUUCCAACACUCCAACAACACCACCAACAACAACAAUAAACAACACCCAAAAUGCCGAAAUACACCGCAAUCAUCUCAUACAACAGCCGCGAAGCCUACCAGCAGCACGGCAGCCAGAUCGAGCAGAUAGCAAACGAUCUGUUCAAAGCAAAGGGUGCUACCGAGCAGACCCCGUUCUUUUCCACCCGGAGCAUUCCCCCUUCUCAUAGGACCUCGUUUGUUCUGCCUGAUGGUGCAUCCGCAGAUGAGCUGAGGAGCGCUGCUCUGCCGGAGGGCGUGAGUUGUCAGAUUAACGAGGCGUGAAUCCUGGGUACAUAGCUUAUGUAGAUACUACAAUCUAUUUCAUUUCUCUACCGUGGUGGACUUGUAGGAUGGUCCAGUAUCGACCUGUGUAUUGUAACUGCGUUUUCUUUGUAGCAAUUGAAUGGCCAAUACUUACAGGAAUACCGC